CACCUCUUUUCUCAGAAAAAAAAAAUGGCUUUAACACUUCAUUCUUCCACCUCAUUUAUCAAAUCCAAAGAUAACAGAAGUUCUAGAGCUUCUGAUGAAUUCACUAGUGCAGUUAGCUUUACUCAGACGAAACAGCCAUCAAGCCAGCUCCGAGCAACGCAUGUAGCCCAACUUUCACCGGCAGAGGGAAUCUCCUCCCAUUCAGAAGCAAUGAAUGAGCUGGUGGAGAAACUUCAUGGAAUGACAGCUCUUCAUAGCCACAGCAAUUCGAGGGUGCCUGUUUUCGUCAUGCUACCGCUUGACACGGUAUCUCUAGGAGGGAAUCUUAACAAACCAAGAGCAAUGUUAGCUAGUUUGAUGGCCUUGAAAACCUCAGGAGUUGAAGGGGUCAUGGUGGAUGUGUGGUGGGGACUGGUGGAAAAAGAUGGACCUCUGAAAUACAACUGGGAAGGCUAUGCUGAGCUCAUGAACAUGGUCAAGAAGGUCGGUUUGAAGCUUCAAGUCGUCAUGUCUUUUCAUCAGUGUGGAGGAAAUGUUGGAGAUUCUUGCUCUAUUCCUCUACCACCAUGGGUACUUGAAGAGAUUAGCAAAAAUCCUGACCUUGUCUACACGGAUAAAUCAGGUCGUCGCAACCCCGAGUAUAUAUCCUUGGGUUGUGAUUCAGUAGCUGUGCUUAGAGGAAGAACACCAAUCCAGGUCUAUUCUGAUUUCAUGAGUAGUUUUAGAAAGAGAUUCAAGGACUACAUUGGAGAAGUUGUAGUGGAAGUUCAAGUGGGGAUGGGGCCCUGUGGAGAGCUGAGAUACCCUUCCUAUCCAGAAAGCAAUGGCACUUGGAGAUUUCCUGGAAUAGGGGAAUUCCAGUGCUAUGACAAGUAUAUGAGAGCAUCACUAGCAGCAGCAGCAGAGGCAGUUGGGAAAGAUGAAUGGGGACAACGCGGGCCUCAUGAUGCUGGACAAUACAACCAGUUUCCUGAAGAUACCGGCUUUUUUCAGAGGGACGGUACAUGGAAUAGUGAGUACGGGCAGUUUUUCAUGGAGUGGUACUCCAGUAAGCUACUUGACCAUGGAGAAAAGAUCCUCGGAGCAGCAAAUAUAAUAUUUCAAGGCAGUGGAGCCAAACUAUCCGGAAAAGUGGCCGGGAUUCACUGGCAUUACAAGACAAGGUCUCAUGCAGCAGAGCUAACAGCAGGAUACUACAAUACCAGGCAUAGAGAUGGCUAUCUACCGAUAGCAAGAAUGAUGGCAAAACAUGGUGUAGUCUUCAACUUCACUUGUAUGGAGAUGAGGGACGGAGAGCAACCAAACGAAGCUAACUGCUCGCCGGAAGGUCUAGUCAGGCAAGUCAAGAUGGCAACUAAACUUGCAGGAGCAGAGCUGGCAGGAGAGAAUGCACUGGAGAGGUAUGAUGGAGGGGCAUUUUCGCAAGUGUUGGCGACUAGUAGAUCGGAUUCAGGAAAUGCAUUGAGUGCAUUUACUUAUUUGAGGAUGAACAAGCGGUUAUUCGAAGCAGAUAACUGGAGGAAUAUGGUUGAAUUUGUCAGAAGCAUGUCUGAAGGAGGUAGAACCACAAGGCUUCCGGACAGUGACAGGGUCGGGACUGACCUGUAUGUGGGAUUUAUCAAGCAAAAAAAUAUGAGGAAGGAAAGUGAAGCAGCUCUCGUAUAGUUGCACACAUGUAUAUAUGUAUAGGUUCAUAAGUAAGACAAACAUAUAUUACAAGAAUAUACAGAUCCAUGUAGAUUAAGCAUAAGCCAGACAAUGAAUAUGGUUGCAGGACUAUCUCGGUAGAAGAUGGGAAAGAAUUAUGAGCGCUCGAAGCAAGACAUAACUGUUCCAAAAGGGCUGCAGCUAAAGGCAACUCCCAAAAGUGUUCAGUGAGAACUGGAGAAGUUCAUUUGGCUACUGCUUCUGUGCAUAAAGCAUUUCUAUUUGUUCUUUCUUUAUGCCUCUGGACAUUUGAUAAAUGUGUACCUAUUUUUGGGAUUAUAUGAAUAAUUGGAUUAUAGGAUUUUCAUGAAGAAACAAAGCUCAUACCUGAUCUAUGACAGUCGUAUGAAUAAUUGUUUA
Messenger RNA from Salvia hispanica, 2067 nucleotides. RefSeq names its product beta-amylase 3, chloroplastic-like. Gene Ontology annotation, biological process: polysaccharide catabolic process. NCBI's taxonomy places the organism in Eukaryota, Viridiplantae, Streptophyta, Magnoliopsida, Lamiales, Lamiaceae. Gene Ontology annotation, molecular function: beta-amylase activity. The record is from RefSeq and is a predicted model, not a curated record.